AUGUCGGCGCGUAAUCUUCUAGCCAAAAUUUCACUCAUCCUAACGCCUCAUUCUAGGUUCUUUAAGAUUAAAUGCGAUGGUGUUCAACCAAUGUGUGGACCAUGCCAGCAAAAUCCAAAGGAAGAUCCUUGUGAAUAUGCUAACGCUCCGGGACGGUCAAGAGCUCGGGUUCUCGAAGAAACAGUCUCGCGUUUAGAGGCUCGCCUCCGAGAAUAUGAACAUCCCGAAGAGACGCCAUCUAUGGAGCUUUAUGACCCAUACCAGCAAGGUCAAGAUCACAACAGCGGAACUAUGCGAGGAGAUGUCGACCGAUUGUUAUCGUCGUAUUCCUCAAAUAGUUCUCCGUCAUCCUCAGUUUUCGGGACGUCUCCCCUACUUAGUUCACAUCCUGGUGGAUUAUCUGAACCAUCGGGUAGACCCUUAACGGCGGGAUCAAGAAUUGCUCUACCUGGAACCAGAAGUCUCCUUGAAUGGUUUUUUGCGGAUGCAGUAUCCUUCGGCUUCUUCCUCGACCAUUCGCGUUUCUCAGAUUCUGCUCUCCUGCCGUUAGAUUUCGGACAUCAGUCUAGGCCAUGUCCAGGCCUAUUGAGCACCGUGUAUCUAUGGGGUAUCCAUCUAUCCCCACAAACACAACGUGAAGAUCUUGAGCAUACCUUGCUCAUGCGCGCCCUUCGAGAUACAGCCUCGGAUCUCAGUACCUCUAACCCACAUCCAAAUCGAUUCAUGCAUACCAUUCAAGCUGAGGCCUUGCUUGGCUACUAUUUUUUCCGUAAUGGUAAUAUCCUCGAAGCCAAACGUCAUGCCUCUAGUGCCGCAUCUCUUGCUCUAGGGUGUGGGCUCAACACCCUCAGGUCAUCGCACAAAGAGCAGCAGUCAAGCUCCAACAUCUACCUCCUUCCCCCACAAGAUGCAAUUGAGGAAGGUGAACGGAUUAAUGCAUUCUGGGCCGUAUUCACGCUCUAUCGAGAUAUCGCCGUUACAGUAGAUCCUCCUAGGUCUGUGUGUGGGAUUUUUGAUGCUCCUGGAUGCCAGAUUGAUACUCCAUGGCCCUUAGAUAUGGAUAUGUAUAAAAAGAAUAUCCUUCCGCCUCGUAGUUCAAUGACAAUCCGUGAAUUCCUCAAUCAUAUUCAACAUAGUGUUGACGAGCAUCAGCUUGCAAGUGCGACGAAUGUGAUCACGAAGGCAUCUUUACUUCUACAUCAAGCGUCGUUCGUCGCCGGACAGUAUGAUUCAAACAUGCCUACGUCCGAUGUGCAAACUCUCUUCGCGGCCUUCCAAUCUGUUCGACAAUUGAUAUCUUCCCUACAAUCCCAAUUGUCUCCGCUGGAAGAAUUCGACUAUCAAAGUCAAAAUCCCUCAGCCCUCCGAGAACUCCAUCUUGCCCACUCCCUCAUACACGGGUCGAUCAUACGCUUGAAUGAGAUUUUUAUAAAUUCGGAUGCGGAUUGCCGCCAGUACUGUGUAAAGAGUGCACAGGCUAUGAUUCAUGGGGGAGGGCUUGAUGUAGUUGAAUUUGGAUGUGUGAAUCCUAUAAUGGGGACGCUGUGGACACUGGCUUGUCAGACCCUCGUUCAAGAAAUUGUCCGUCUGCGUUCUAUGCAAACCGAAGCACAAGUAUCAUGGCCAUAUCUUCCGUAUCAAUCUUCAGAGCCAGCGUCGAUCUUACCAUGUUCGUACCGUCAGGAUCACUUGCAUGUUGGAUCAGAAAGUAAAGACAAAGGGGACUUGCACUUGGACAGUGAAGACUCCCUCUUAGCUUCCCUUCAGCGGGGCCUCUCGGCCCUCACGUUCUUCUCUGCUAACAGUGCACUAAUGGAUAAGUCUUUUUUGUCUUCGCCCCUAUUCAAUGAUAGGUGA
Messenger RNA from Lentinula edodes (shiitake mushroom), 1857 nucleotides. RefSeq lists its product as uncharacterized. Bases 1 to 1857 code for a protein of 618 amino acids. Gene Ontology annotation, cellular component: nucleus. The transcript has 7 exons. Gene Ontology annotation, molecular function: zinc ion binding; DNA-binding transcription factor activity, RNA polymerase II-specific. The record is from RefSeq and is a predicted model, not a curated record. Gene Ontology annotation, biological process: regulation of DNA-templated transcription. NCBI's taxonomy places the organism in Eukaryota, Fungi, Basidiomycota, Agaricomycetes, Agaricales, Omphalotaceae.